Messenger RNA from Anas platyrhynchos (mallard), 1860 nucleotides. RefSeq names its product MOB kinase activator 1A (gene MOB1A). Lineage: Eukaryota; Metazoa; Chordata; Aves; Anseriformes; Anatidae. The record is from RefSeq and is a predicted model, not a curated record.
GGGCGCCUUCUUUCUGGGGUCGGCAGUGUGCUGGGACUGUGUUUCGGGGCUGUGCCUGUGGUCAGCAAGGUGCUGGGGCUGUGUUGUCUGCCUGUGGUGUGACAGGAGGCGGUGGCUCGGCUGAAGAAUGAGCUGGGUUGAAGGGGCUUUUAUUUCCGCCCAGAACGCUGCAUGUAAGCAGUGUGCAAAGCCAUCAGGCCGUGCAGUAAUGCUGAACCAGGAAGCUGGGGUGAAGGGGGUGCGAGCCAAGCACGGCUGGUUGUGUACAACGAGGGGAGGCAGCAGCCCAGUGAUGAAGCGUAUGGGCCCUCCUUGAGGCUUCGGCUUGCACCACCCUAAGUCAGAAGCAGAGUUGGCAAAGGCUGAGAACAGGACACUGUGGGCUCUGCUCGGUCUGAAAGUUAACAUUUUGUGGUUUGGAGGCAUAGAAAUUCCUUCCGCUCUUGGCAGUAUCAGCUUUUGAGCAUGGGUCUAAAGCCAGUACUCAGUUCAAUGACCUGUGUCCCUCUGAGCACCCUGCAGAGAGCAGCUUUGGCACUGUUGUAGGGGCAUGGAGUUGUGCAGUGGCACAGGUGUUGCAGAACACAAGAGACAAUUGCAACUGCUACGUGGGAGUCGAUCUUCGAAAACAUUCAAACCCAAGAAGAAUAUUCCUGAAGGCUCCCAUCAGUAUGAACUCUUGAAACAUGCAGAAGCCACCCUGGGGAGUGGUAACCUUAGGCAAGCAGUUAUGCUGCCAGAGGGAGAGGACCUUAAUGAGUGGAUCGCAGUUAACACGGUGGAUUUCUUCAACCAAAUCAAUAUGCUCUAUGGGACCAUCACAGAGUUUUGCACAGAGGCCAGCUGUCCGGUCAUGUCUGCUGGACCAAGAUAUGAGUACCAUUGGGCAGACGGCACCAACAUAAAGAAGCCAAUUAAGUGCUCAGCUCCAAAGUACAUUGAUUACUUGAUGACAUGGGUUCAGGACCAGCUGGAUGACGAAACCCUCUUCCCUUCAAAGAUUGGCGUCCCUUUUCCCAAGAACUUCAUGUCAGUGGCCAAGACCAUCCUGAAACGGCUAUUCCGCGUGUACGCCCACAUUUACCACCAGCACUUUGAUUCUGUCAUGCGGCUGCAGGAGGAGGCCCACCUCAACACCUCUUUCAAGCACUUUAUCUUCUUUGUGCAGGAAUUUAACUUGAUCGACAGGCGGGAGUUGGCUCCACUGCAGGAACUGAUUGAGAAGCUAGGCUCCAAAGACAGAUAAACUUUCCCCAGGAGGACCCCAUUCAGUUUCUGGUUGUGGCUGUUCCUUUCUGCUUUGUACACCAGCCGUUCUCCCUUUCCCCUUCACCAGUGCAAGCCUCAAGAAGCUGGAUGAUGUGCUGGCUGGCAUCGCCUCACCUCAGUCUUGCAGGCCUUUGGCAAAACAGUGCUUGUACUGCACAGUGGCAGCCUGCAUUGCUUUAUAACUGGUGGCUGAGCUGUGGUGACUAGUGCUGCUUCGUAUGUUUUUUUCUAAGCUAUGUACUCAAGUCUGGCAAGAAUUGCAGUCUGGGGCUGACACAGAGCUUGUAGCAGGUUGCUUUGUUUCCCACAGGCAUGGGUGAAGUUCCAAAGUGCCACACUGCUGUUUUCAGUGCUGGAGCAAUUUCACUCUGGAUCCCAUGGAUACAGAACCUGGCCUACAAGCAGCCAGCCUGGGCGCUAUAACCAGCACAUGCUUCCCUUGGGAAAGAGCAGCAGUGGCACACCUUAUUUUUGGAAGUGCUUUUUUUGGAUUUAGAUGCACUUUGGCCAAGAGCCUUAAGCUCCGCCCAUGGCAGCAUUGGGGGGAGGAGGAAAAAAGUGCCUGUCAAGGGGAGCCUCUCCCCUUGGUGU